This is a messenger RNA of Helicoverpa armigera (cotton bollworm), 1744 nucleotides long. Its product is annotated as cathepsin O. NCBI's taxonomy places the organism in Eukaryota, Metazoa, Arthropoda, Insecta, Lepidoptera, Noctuidae. The coding region runs from base 83 to 1192 and encodes 369 amino acids. Gene Ontology annotation, cellular component: lysosome. The transcript is spliced from 6 exons. The record is from RefSeq and is a predicted model, not a curated record. Gene Ontology annotation, molecular function: cysteine-type endopeptidase activity.
GCGUCUGUCAAAAACAGUUUGUUGAGAUUGGCAGUGCGGAGUGGAUGUAAUUUUGUGUUUUAUUUAAUUUUAUUUCGCUACAAUGACGAAAUGGUGGAAUUGGGUGCUCGGGAUAGCGUUAUUCUGUUUAUUAUUUGUCGCCAUACCCAUAACGCUAAAUAAACAGAAAUCUAUGGAAGAACUCAAGCCAAUGUUUGAUGAUUAUAUAGCAAAGUUCAAUAAAAGUUAUAGAAAUCCCGAAGAAUACAUGGCAAGAUUUCAGCAUUUUGUGGCAUCAGUACGAGAAAUAGAACUCCUAAACGCUGGCUCCAGAGGUCCAGACCACUGCAAAGCCAAAUACGGUCUGACAAGACUAUCAGACAUGUCGAAAACUGAGUUCAAAGACAUACAUUUGUCAGACGAGAAACUCCCUGCAGAAGCUAUUAAUAGGAGAAGAGACAGGUCUAAUAGGAAAGCAAGGCAUACAGAUGAUGGAGAUUGUAAUAAUGAGCCCCAUAAUAAUGUUUAUGUUAUUAUCAGGAAGAAACGGGCAGCUGCGUUGCCUUUGCAGGUUGACUGGAGGACCAAAGGUGUAAUAGGUCCCAUACAAGACCAGGGCUUAUGUGGUGCUUGCUGGGCGUUCAGCACCGUUGGCACCAUUGAAGCCAUGUCUGCCAUCAAGACUGGGAAGCUGGAUAAGCUUAGUGUGCAGGAAGCAAUAGACUGCGCAGGUCUAGGCAACAGCGGUUGCGCCGGCGGCGACAUCUGCCUACUCCUAGACUGGCUGACAAUGACUGACACAGCCAUACCGACGGAAGCGGAGUACCCGCUACGUUUGACUGACGGCGUUUGUAAAGCGAAGAAAAAUACUACGGGAGUUAAAGUGAAGACUUUUACUUGUGACGAUUUUGUGGGCUCUGAAGACAAGAUCCUGACGUCUUUAGCGAACCAUGGGCCAGUCACCGUGGCCGUCAACGCUCUUACAUGGCAACACUAUCUAGGAGGAGUUAUACAGUUCCAUUGCAGCGGUUCAGCAUUAGAACUAAACCAUGCGGUCGAGUUAGUGGGCUACGAUUUAACCGGCGACGUUCCGUUCUACAUAGCCAAGAAUUCCUGGGGAAAGGACUUUGGUAACGCGGGCUAUCUCAACUUGGCUAUUGGCUCUAACAUCUGUGGUUUAGCCAAUGAGGUUGCUUCUGUUGAUGUUAAAUAAGAAGUAAUUUUAAAAGGCUUAUGUUUAACUGAUCACCAGAAAUAGUAACAAAUAGCAGACAAAAAUAGUAAAUGAUCACCAAAAUGAAACUCGCAUUUUAAUGUAAAAUGAUAACCAAAGUUUUAACACUUUGCUAUCCUAUUUAAGUGAAAUUACUCCAAAAUAAAUCAUGCGCAAGCCAAAAAUAGUAAAUGAUCACCAAAAUUAAACCACCAUUUUAAAGUAAAAUGAUAACCAAAGUUUUUACAUUCUGCUAUCCUAUUUAAGCAAAAUGAGUCCAAAUAAAUCAUUGUUAUCCCAAAAGUAGUAAAUGAUCACCGAAAGUAGUGAAUGAUCAUCAAAAUUAUACCAGCGUUUUAAUAUAAAAUGAUAAUCAAAGUUUUUACAUCUUGCUAUCCUGUUUAAGUAAACUGACUCCAAAAAAAUAAGUUCGGCCUGAUACAAUAAAUGUAAUAACAUUAUGGGGACCCUUUUCCUGCACUAGGGUGGAAAAUUGUCUAUUGCAUGCCUCUAAACAGUGCGAUAAGAGUGUGUUUUCGAGGGAGUGUAUUG